This is a messenger RNA of Parastagonospora nodorum SN15, 798 nucleotides long. RefSeq lists its product as hypothetical. The transcript has 3 exons. Gene Ontology annotation, biological process: tRNA wobble adenosine to inosine editing. The record is from RefSeq and is a predicted model, not a curated record. The coding region runs from base 1 to 798 and encodes 265 amino acids. Gene Ontology annotation, cellular component: cytoplasm; nucleus. Lineage: Eukaryota; Fungi; Ascomycota; Dothideomycetes; Pleosporales; Phaeosphaeriaceae. Gene Ontology annotation, molecular function: zinc ion binding; tRNA-specific adenosine-34 deaminase activity.
AUGUUCAGCAAACCACAACGGCAGGCACCAUGGACGCCCAUUGUUGCCGCGUCUACGGCCCUGGGCCUGGCGCUCUACUACCUACAUUCGCGCACAGCACCAACAACACCCGCCCCAGGACCGACGCAAGUCAGCGAAGAACAGCCGUGCCAAGCCUCAGUCGCAGAGCACCAAUCAGACGCAAUGAACCCAGAGGAGAGAGCGUAUCAUGAGCGCUUCAUGCGGGAGGCCAUCGCCAUGGCCGAGCUUGCUCUGAAGAGUGAUGAAACACCAGUCGGCUGUGUCUUUGUCAAGGACGGCGAAAUCAUCGGUCGUGGUAUGAAUGAGACGAAUCGCACCUUGAAUGGCACCCGUCACGCCGAGUUCGUUGCGAUUGCCGGCAUCUUGUCCAAGAGCCCCGUCAAGAUUCUCAACGAGACCGAUCUCUAUGUCACCGUUGAGCCUUGUGUCAUGUGCGCCUCCAUGCUUCGACAGUACGGUAUCCGCGCCGUCUACUUUGGCUGCUGGAACGAGCGCUUUGGAGGGACAGGGGGUGUCUUGAACAUCCACUCCGACCCUAGCAUCGACAAGCCAUACCCGGUCACCGGUGGCAUCUUCAGGGAGGAAGCGAUUAUGCUGCUGAGGAAGUUCUACGUUCAGGAGAAUGAGAAGGCCCCAGAGCCUAAGCAGAAGAAAACCAGGGAACUGAAGACGGAGAUCCUGCCAAUGGACAUUCAUGCGCCCAAGUCAACCCCUUCGCCAGCUCUGCCCACUCUUCCUAUUCGACAGCCUGGUGUGGCGACCCCAGUCCUGACCUGA